AUGGGCACUAAUGCUGAGUUCAAUCUUCGAUUUACGAAAAAAAUGAUCGAAAGGGAAGCAUCCGCAGCGGAGAAAAAGUACGAAGCAAGUCGAAAGAAGGCCUUGGAUGCACUGAAGAAGUCAGGUGAUGUAGAAACAGCCCGUAUCUACGCGGAAACAGCCGUUCAAAAUCGAUCAGCACAUAAUCAAUUUCUUAUAAUGGCAUCGCGUAUCGAUAGUGUUAUUGCUAAAAUUCAACAAGCAAAUGCGCAAAAUGUGAUGGUGAAGAAUAUGAAACAAGUUAACAAAAUGCUCGAACAUGUAAAUAAAGAUAUGAAUGCAUCGGAGUUGGCUAAAGUGAUGGAGAAAUUCGAACAAGCAUUCGAAGAUUUCGAUGUGAAAGAACAAGUUAUGAGUAAUGCCAUGAAUCAAGCUAUGGCAACGAGUUCACCAACGGAAGCUGUACAUGAUCUUUUACGGCAAAUUGCUGACGAGAAUAAUUUGGAAAUUCGGGAACAACUCGAUGCCAUUCCAAAUAUUCAACACACGAUACAAACACCAGCACAACAGGAAGCUGCUGCACAAAGCAAUCGUUUGGCUGCUCUUCGUCAUGCACAAUAA
This is a messenger RNA of Adineta ricciae, 600 nucleotides long. The record is from the annotation of a GenBank genome assembly. Lineage: Eukaryota; Metazoa; Rotifera; Eurotatoria; Adinetida; Adinetidae.